CAAAUUCUUCGGCGCAGCAGUUCGAAAGUUUUGAUGUAGGUAAAAAGGUAAUUGAUAAGGUUCCAUUGCACGAAGGAAGUUCAGUGUACAUUGCGAUGAGAGAUCUUGUUACAAUUUACACAUCGAAACCUGCGUUGUACACGAGCCGACUAAUCGACCUGAUGUUUGGUGAGGAUACCCUGCGUGCAAGCUGUCUUGAUAAUUCGGAAAAGGGUGAUACUAACUUGGUCCCGCUUGAUCAAAAUAUUCUGGAAUCAGUAUUAACUCACAUCGUUCACGUCUUUCAACAUCAGAAGCAAGAAAUUACGUACGGAAUGGUGAAAAAUUUCAUUCGGAACCGUUUGGAUCUGUUGCGAACAAAUAUUGGCAGUGGUAGCAUUUUUAUUACAAAAAAACCGGCGACGCGUGUGUCCCGCGCCAAACGGUAACUGUAGAAGGUGAUUUUCAGUUAUCGAUAGUAUCAAAUGGCGAAGCUGAACAACAAGAAGGUUGAUCAAUGAAUAAAGUUAUA
Anopheles nili is the source of this 511-nucleotide messenger RNA. RefSeq lists its product as uncharacterized. The coding region runs from base 96 to 428 and encodes 110 amino acids. Lineage: Eukaryota; Metazoa; Arthropoda; Insecta; Diptera; Culicidae. The transcript is spliced from 2 exons. Gene Ontology annotation, molecular function: DNA binding. The record is from RefSeq and is a predicted model, not a curated record.